Messenger RNA from Oppia nitens, 1240 nucleotides. RefSeq lists its product as uncharacterized. The transcript has 3 exons. The record is from RefSeq and is a predicted model, not a curated record. NCBI's taxonomy places the organism in Eukaryota, Metazoa, Arthropoda, Arachnida, Sarcoptiformes, Oppiidae. The coding region runs from base 324 to 1193 and encodes 289 amino acids.
AAAAAGACCGAAAACUCCAUCUUAAUUGACGUCACUUUCCAUAUGUUUUAGAAAAAAUUCAAAAAAUGCUUCGGAUCUACGUUUUAGUCAUAGUUUUCUGGUCACUGUCGGCGACUAUUCCGUUAAUCUCGACUUUCUUUUACAUCUACUGCCGAUUUGUCUGUCACUGAAGAGUAUAUGGAUCUGAAUCCAGAGGUUAACAAUUGUUUUUCAAAUCCCGAAUCGUUGGUCGUUGAGUUCGGACAAUCUGCAGGAAGUGAACCUGUGGUCGAAGUGGACGACGAAGUUAUAGUCAUUGUUGGCGAUUGCGGGCCGCGGACCACAUGUUCUCCAAACGAAGAAAAUCCCCAAAAGUGGGGAAAAGUUUGAAAACAUCUGCGAAUAAAAUGCGAUUUCAUUUCUCCAAACGUUUUCACUGUUUUCUCGAACUUCGCGUCCUUUUCUGCGUGCUGGUCGUCGUCACUUCAGACGGACCCCCAAAUUCGCCGACUUUGAUUCGGCAACCUUUGGCCGGAAAUGCGAAACCGAUUUAUAUUUCGCCGGAAAUGGAUGACGUGUUAGACGACGGAAAUGACGUUCCGCACGAAGAAAUUCGCGGAACUAUUCUUAUGCCUCGCAUUCGGUUCACUUUGCGGGACGACGUCGAGGACGAAGACAUUGUUGGCAAUGAAUUCUUCGGACAACAAAAAGACAGAGGAGGAAGACGAACGGUUCGACGGAACGGAAGGCCUGUAAUCGAGGAUCCGAUGUAUUCGCAAACAAUCGAAGAAAUGAUGUCUUUUGCAAAAAUUCCGAAAUCGGAAGACACGUUCAUUGUUAUGGCUGACGAUCCCGUGGUGGCUGUCGAUGAAGUGCCAAAAUGUACGGGAAAUGGCGGAAGCGGUGGUCAAAGCGAGAAAACAGACAAAGAAUCGAAAGAAGAGAAAAAUACUGAAAAGGGGGACAAAACUGAAUCUACUUCUGAUGUGACAACAAAUUCAGAAUCGAAGGAAACAACUGAAUCCACUCGAACUGACUCGAAGUCUGAAUCCACAACUGAGUCAUCACAUGAUUCCACAACUGAAUCCACAUCUGAAGCGACAUCUGAAGCGACAUCUGAAGCGACAUCUGAAGCGACAUCUGAAGAAACGACAGUUGCGUCAGAAAAGGAAAAAAGGAAACGACGUAAACGGCAAUCAAUUUUCGGGUUUUAAUUUUAAAUCAAAAAAUAAAGUUUCGUGACCUCAUUCACGACCCAAAU